Messenger RNA from Humulus lupulus (European hop), 543 nucleotides. RefSeq names its product alpha-humulene synthase-like. The coding region runs from base 1 to 543 and encodes 180 amino acids. Lineage: Eukaryota; Viridiplantae; Streptophyta; Magnoliopsida; Rosales; Cannabaceae. The transcript is spliced from 2 exons. The record is from RefSeq and is a predicted model, not a curated record. Gene Ontology annotation, molecular function: terpene synthase activity; magnesium ion binding.
AUGAAAAGAUUGAUUCGAGCUUAUUUUGAGGAAGCUAGAUGGUUGAACCAAGGACACAUCCCUAGCUUCGAUGAGCAUUUGAGCGUUUCUCUAAUUUCAAGUGGUUAUCCUAUGUUGAUAGCUAACUCUUUUGUCGGAAUCAAAGAUAUUGUAUCAAAUGAAGUUUUGGAGUGGCUGUCGAAAGACCCAAAGAUUGUUAGGAAUUCCACUAUCAUUGCUAGGUUCAUGGACGACAUAGUUUCUCACAAGGUUGAGCAAGAAAGAGAUCAUGUAAUGUCUACGGUGGAAUGCUACAUGAACCAAUAUGGUGUAUCCGAACAAGCGGCAGUUGAUGAACUCAAUAGGCAAGUUGUUAAUGCAUGGAAAGAAACAAACGAAGAGUUUAUUAGGCCAACUGCUGUACCUUCUUCUAUCCUAGUUCGUGUUCUUAAUUUUUCAAGGGUAAUUGAUCUUCUCUACAAAGAUGAUGAUGGCUAUACACGUGUUGGAAAAGUAACUAAAGAUAGUGUUGCUGCGCUGUUGAUAGAUUCAGUCCCAUUAUAA